Messenger RNA from Meyerozyma guilliermondii ATCC 6260, 753 nucleotides. RefSeq lists its product as uncharacterized. Gene Ontology annotation, cellular component: nucleus; cytoplasm. The transcript has a single exon. Gene Ontology annotation, biological process: microtubule-based process. Bases 1 to 753 code for a protein of 250 amino acids. Lineage: Eukaryota; Fungi; Ascomycota; Pichiomycetes; Serinales; Debaryomycetaceae. The record is from RefSeq and is a predicted model, not a curated record.
AUGGAAAAGAUAGUGGAUCGAAUCAAUGUGGCGGAACAAGAUAUCGGCAAAGCUGAACUCUUACUGAUCAUAGUUCUGGAAUUAGAAGACUUGGAUAUCUCGCACAUAAUAUGUCUAGCAUUGGGGUCGCCGGAGCUGAGUUCGGCUGCAAGGUACCAAUUAGCAUUGUUGAAAAAAUUAGUUGAAGCGUUCAAAAUAAGCCCUAGCAAGGUGUUUUUGUAUGAUCCAGUGUUCACAGAUACAGACAAACAGGUAAUAACCUCAUUGGGGUAUCUUUUAGAGUCACUUGAACUGGCUGUGAAACUGUGCCUGGAAGAACCAUCAACAAGCAACGAACAAUCCGAAAAAACUGAAAUCAACGCCAAGGAUAAAACUACACUGAGAACACUCUACUUUUUACCACAUGCGUCUUUAGAGCUUACAGAAGAAGUUCUUUCUCGUUAUCAUGCGCGCUAUCUUCUUGCCAAUGAUGCCAUCGCUCACACUGAUCGACUAACCACUCGAAAAUUAUACGAUAACUACCGCACCCUUUCCUACCUUGUCCUGUUGACUGAACAGUCUUCUGUCGAUACCCAAUUCCAGACCGUCAAGAAAAAACGCCGACAAAAAGCAAAUGUCUUUGUAGAGCCCAAAUUAGACUUUUCAGCUGACAACAUGUAUUUCAACUCCACCACAAUCAAAAGACUCCCCACAGAAGGUCCGUGGGGCAAUGCGUUCACCGACUUGGCAUUACAUAAACUUGAUUAUAAAUAA